This is a messenger RNA of Chelonoidis abingdonii (Abingdon island giant tortoise), 1760 nucleotides long. It is a transcript of the gene CAPSL, whose product is annotated as calcyphosine like. The record is from RefSeq and is a predicted model, not a curated record. Gene Ontology annotation, molecular function: calcium ion binding. Lineage: Eukaryota; Metazoa; Chordata; Testudines; Testudinidae.
CAAUUUUCGCUAUAUAAACUGCGGUCCAAGAAGGAGACCAGCUGGAAAAAGAAGAAUAUGAAGAAGGAAAGACCUAGAAGAAGAAGAAGAACUCACCUCUAAGACACAGCCUAAGAUCAGAGCUGCUAAGAAUCCUCUGCACAACUGUGACGUGCAGCAACCAGAAUUCAGAUGAGACCGACCUUUGCCUGGCCAACAGAGAAAGUCCACCUGGAUGAUCAGGAUAGAUGCCUGGUACAGCGAGGCAUGACCGAGACAUGGCAGUCCAGGCCAAAAGAAAUCUGGCCAAAACCACAGACCCAAUUGAGAGGCUUCGGCUGCAGUGUCUAGCAAGAGGGUCUGCAGGCAUCAAAGGACUUGGCAGAGUAUUUCGGAUUAUGGAUGACAACCAAAACAGAACCCUUGAUUUCAAAGAAUUCUUGAAAGGGUUAAAUGAUUAUGCUGUAACAAUAGAUAAGGAAGAAGCUCAAGAGCUUUUCAGGAUCUUUGAUAAAGAUGGCAACGGAACAAUAGACUUUGAUGAAUUUCUUGUAACAUUAAGACCUCCAAUGUCUAAUGCCAGAAAAGAGGUGGUCAUGCAAGCAUUUAGGAAGUUUGACAAAACCGGUGAUGGUAUUGUAACCAUUGAAGACUUACGGGGGGUGUAUAAUGCGAAGCAUCAUCCUAAAUAUCAGAAUGGAGAAUGGACAGAAGAUCAAGUUUUUAGAUCCUUUCUAGAUAACUUUGAUUCACCGUAUGAGAAAGAUGGGAAGGUUACAACAGAAGAAUUCAUGAACUACUAUGCAGGAGUCAGCGCUUCAAUAGAUACUGAUGUCUAUUUCAUUAUCAUGAUGAGAAAUGCUUGGAAAUUCUAACUGUGACAAAAGAUGAGUUUUUGAACUAUUACGCUGGAGUUAGUGCGUCUGUGGAUAGUGAUGCCUACUUCAAUCUAAUGAUGAUGAAAUCCUGGAAACUGUGAUUUUUUCUAUUACUACUUUUUGCAUCAGAGAUGAUGAAGAAGUGCAGUGUUUUUCAGGAGUUCAGUGUGGGUUUCAUUUUUUUUUUCAGCUGAUUCCUUGGGCUAGAUUUUCAGAAACAUGCAAUGACAUUGCACCUGCAAAAUCAGCGGUUUCCCAAUUAACUCAACCCUUGUAUAUGCUUUAAUAUUUUCAAUAGGGGGCUCAUAAUAGGCAAUUAACAAGAACUGAGUGAGCUGGGAGCUGUAGUAAUCUACCGAAGUUUGCAAUUACAUUUUCAGUGUAAUCACUUGUAUGGCCAUGUAUUAGAUUUGUAAUGUAGAUAUUCCUGAUGUAUAUAAAAGCACUAAUUUGUAAGGGUUUCGUCUAUUUACUGAUCAUCAUAAUAAGGGGUUUAUUUGACACUGAAAUAAUUUUGAAUGAUUAUUUUUAAUGUUUUCUUUGUAUUACAUUUUAACAAGUUUAAAAAGACAGCCUCAAAAGCCUGCAACCGAAACAACAAAUGCAUAAAACAAAGAACAAAUUAACUCUCAAACCCCAUCUGUUUAAUCCAGAUAGGCAAAUGUACAUUAUGCUUUACAAACAUGAGCCCCAACCCUGUAAAUACCUUAGCAUGUGAGUAGUUCAAUGGGACUAGUCACAUAUGUAAAGUUACCAAUAGGCAUAAUCAUAUUGAAGAUAGGGGCUAUAGUUCUGGUAAAUGUUCUUUAAGACUGCUUGUACUUCCAUUGAAGUCAAUAGAAGUUUUGCUAUUGGACUACAAUGAAUAUAAGAUUGAACUUCUUAUCCAGGUUUGUUCCUCUU